Molecule: messenger RNA, 1266 nt
Organism: Ruditapes philippinarum (Manila clam)
Lineage: Eukaryota; Metazoa; Mollusca; Bivalvia; Venerida; Veneridae
Product: carnosine synthase 1-like
Exons: 5
Biological process (GO): carnosine biosynthetic process
Molecular function (GO): ATP binding; metal ion binding; ATP hydrolysis activity
Source: RefSeq, a predicted model, not a curated record
UAUCAGGUCAUAAUUGCGGAAUCUAACCCAAAUCAUAUUGCACGAGAUCUUGUUCAUUGUUUUGUGGAGUAUGAUUUCUCUGAUCAUACGAUUGACCACGUGCAUGCCAGUGAAAUCAUAAGUUUAUUACGCAGACGAGAAAUUAAGGCUGAUGGUUGUAUUUCAUUUUGUAACGAAUGUACACCUUUGGCGGCAUUAAUAUGUGAACAAUUAGAAUUAAGAGGUGUGAGUUAUAAGUCCGCCAUCGUAGCGAGCUCGAAAUCACAAACACAGAAUGUAUUGAGCAAGAGUAAAAUAAAAAUUGACGAUGUGCAAACUAUAGAUGUAUAUUCUACACAGGCAGUUCAUCUAAGAAGUGAUCUGGACUGUGAUACUUUACCGGAAAGUUUUAAGUUUCCGGCGAUACUGAAACUAGAUAAUUGUUCAGGAGGCAUCGGAGCUUGCAUGGUUAAAAGCAAAGAAGAAUUGAAGAAACAAUUUCAACAAAUUACAAGCUCUCUGUGCACCGAUUCGGACUUUCCAAGGAUUGGACUGAGUCGAGGCAAUUCAAUGACAACAUUUGAGUUUUACAAUGGUACUGAGCACAAUGUCGAUGUCAUGUUAUAUGACAAAACUCUUGUAUGGGCUUUUAUAACUGACAGUGGAAUAGUACGACAGCCAAUUUAUAUAGGUACUGCUAAACGGAUGCCUUCAUUUCUACCAGACGACAGCCGCAAUCAGCUGAUAGACGCUGCCUUUAAAUGCUGUUUAGGGAUAGGUCUUACAGAUGGAACGUUCAGUGUUGAGUUUAUAAUGACAGCAAACGGCCCGAAAUUGUUAGAAAUCAAUCCAAGAAUUUUUUUUUAUUUUAUUCCAAGAAUGUGCGGAUAUAUCUUCCGGGAUUGGAUACUGAAGUUGUACGGAAUCGAUAUCAUGUUAUAUACAAUGAUGAUAUCUUGUGGAAUAAAACCUGAAAUACCAAACAGUUCAACAGACACAAUACAGAUGGGCGUAAUGGUGAUACCAUCUUUACAUGGAAAACUCCUUACAGAUGAUCACUACAAAAGUAAGUUGAAUGAAAUGAUUGAUAGUGGCGAUGUGUUCUUUCUGCAGUCCUUACAAGUAGAUGAUUUUUGGCAUGUGUCUACCUAUGACAAACUGUUUGGAAAUGUUGCUGUUUCCGGCUCAAAUCCGAUCGAAGUAAAGAGGAAAUUGAUGAAUGUGUGCAGAGCGCUCGACAUAGAUCAACACGAUUAUCAAGUUGACACUUUUAUAAGGAACUUUUGA